Messenger RNA from Amaranthus tricolor (Joseph's coat), 1422 nucleotides. RefSeq lists its product as uncharacterized. The coding region runs from base 371 to 1027 and encodes 218 amino acids. The record is from RefSeq and is a predicted model, not a curated record. The transcript is spliced from 2 exons. NCBI's taxonomy places the organism in Eukaryota, Viridiplantae, Streptophyta, Magnoliopsida, Caryophyllales, Amaranthaceae.
CUCGUUGCCUCACUUGAAGUCUCACGCCAUUACUCUCCUCUCUCCCUCAUUUUCUCCUCUCCCUCACGCUCAACACCACCACAGAACAGUAGUAGCAGCCCCCCUGUCCUCUACAAACAGCAGCACCUUUCUCCUCCUCCACUAGCAACGGCCACCACCUUCACCCUCCUCUAGCAACAGGCGGCUGUAGGCCCUCCCAAGAGCAGCUGCUGCUGCGUUUCUUUUCCUCCAGUAGUGGAUGCUGCCCCACACGACCACCAAUUGUGGUCCACCACCAUACUACCCAUUUUCCUCUUCACCCCCUUCUCUUGUUUCAUCCUAGUACUUUCCAGAUAGUCAGAAGAUACUGCAACCAAAAGAGGAACUCAAAAUGAAUAACAUAAAGGAAAAGGAGCAAUGCAAUACCACCCCAGACAACGACAUCAAAUGUGAAAAGCUGCAGGAAGGAACUUUGAUAUGGGAGUAUUUGGACCUCAUCUCAAAGGUUUUCACCGUUAACAAUACAGAAAGGCAUGAGAGCAACGCAGAAUUGAGGACAAUUCUGUUUAAAGAAGGAGGGAAUGAUCCAAAUAUGAACAGCUCACAAGCCACACAAGCCAAAACAAAUCAUGAAGAGAAUAAUUGGAUCAAGACCAUUGAUGCUACUAACCUAGACAUAAUUGAACCUAAUGACUUGAGGGUUGAUUUGGGCAAGUCAACCAAAGACCAUCUCCAAUCUAGACCAAACAUGAGUAUUAAAGCAUGGCAAAGUCAAGGGGAAUCAAUAAAGAACCUCACAACAACACUCAAGCAAUACAAUAACAUGCAUUCUGGUCAGCAGACAACAGAGCAACCAUCUGACGACCAGCUUACCUUGCGAGCAUUGGAAAGGCUAACCUGGAGUAUGUAUGAGCGUGGGAUUUCAAACAAUGGCAUCUUUAGACAAGAAAGAAGAAGCCAAGACUCAGAGUUAGCACAAAGAGUCCUCACAGAACCCACGAGAACAGCAACAAGGUCGUGUGUUCGCCUGAUAUUUGAUAAUGGCUGAUCCAGAACUACCAGCCAUCACCUACUGAGCAGCAGACCUUCGAGCCCUUCCAUAGAGGCAACCUAAGCAUCCUAGGAUACACCAAGGGUAGUUUUGGAAUCUCUAUACAUGGAACUUUCCAUCAAGACCUUAAGUGCUUCCUAACGAUCACAUUAAGACACCAAGAAAGGGAGGUCAAGGUCCCCUGGUCAGCUGAUAUCAUACCAGAAUAAUUAGUGUUCUUUUUUGUCUAUUUGUACUUAAAACGUGCACAUGAUGGCCACGUGAUACUUUUUAGCCGUUAUUAUGGUUUGGCUUAGGCUUAGCUCUUUUAGAAGGUCUCAUAGCUCUAUAAAUAAGAGGCCUAAUCCCUUGUAAUAAAACAGUUCAGAUUAAUCAAUACAAAAAUUUCUCAA